This is a messenger RNA of Pecten maximus, 1971 nucleotides long. RefSeq lists its product as uncharacterized. The transcript is spliced from 5 exons. The coding region runs from base 1 to 1971 and encodes 656 amino acids. Lineage: Eukaryota; Metazoa; Mollusca; Bivalvia; Pectinida; Pectinidae. The record is from RefSeq and is a predicted model, not a curated record.
AUGUCUAAGUCAUCAUCCAUGACGCCCUCCUCUAACAAGAAUACUAUGAAUAAAAAGAAUAGGUCUAAAACCAAAGGACAAGUUGAUAAUACAGCUGGAACUGCCGCUGUCUUAGUAACUGCUGCAAAUGACGGCAGCAAUGAUAUGAACACAAACAACAAUAUAGAUGAUUCUGAGGAAGUUGGAAAAGCAAAUAAUUCCACAACAAAAUCUCAAGAUAAAACACACGUUGUAGAUCCCAGCACUUUGGCGGCAGCAACGGCCAUUGUUAAAGCAGCCGGAAGUACAGGAGGAACAUCCGAACCGAACAACAAAACAAACCAGGGAUCUGAAAAUCUUCACAGUAAAGAACGUCAUGUUUGUGAUGUAGAUCCUGAAACACUCAAAGCAGCAGCUGUUAUAGUAGCAGCUGCUUCACAGGAUAUAAAGGGGGAUAUGGAACAAACUUCAGGAGAUCAAAAGGGCAACAGCGAAAGAGUACCUGAAAAUCAAACGAAAAAGAAUAAUGAAAGGGGACAUGGCGAAGAAUUUGACUAUACCAAAAUUGAUGCAUUAAGCCCAGUUGCUCUUGCUGAAGCUUCCAAAACCAUUGCUGCUUCAAUAAAGCAAAUGAAUGAUAAAGGGCCACAAAUGAAGGCUGUCGGUACCAAUUUUGCAAAUGGCAAACAAUCGUUUUCAGACAAAGAACCGCAAAGAAGCUUCAGUCCAAACACAGUUGCGACAGCUCGUGCAAUCGUAGCUACCUCAAAACAAAGUAACGGAAACCAGAUUGCUAAUGGUGCUUCUUCUAGAUCAUCGAACGCGGCAUCUAGUCAAUCAACUUCAAAUAGGAACACGUGUGUAAGUCCAAAUACAUUGACUUCCGCUAUGACAAUCAUUUCAGCAUCUGAAAAUCACCCAAACGAAUUUGACAUUCUUACAAGUGACAGAGCAAAGAAAACGGAAUCAAAGGAGAUGACGAAGCAAACGAAAAAGGGAAGUAAGAAGAUCAAUGUCGUCUCUGGAAGAAUAAAUAUGAACGGCGCUAAAGGAAGGAAGGCUUCCACAAGCACAACACCGAGACACAAUCAAAAUAUGAAAAAAAUAGUCGACGUUGAUGUAAAUGAUGAUGAAUAUUUUACUGAUUCCUCGAUUCAUUCAAGUGAAUUUGAUUCCUUAUCAGAUGAGGAUAGCGAGGAGGAGAGACUAGCCGAAGUUAAAGAAAGAAAAAAGAGUGUUGCACAAGCAAUGAAGAAAAAAGACCUGAAAGACCUCGUUUAUCAACUGCAAGAAUUCAAGAAAAACAAGGACCCACAUGACGAAGCACUAGUUGGAGAGGCAACAAAGAUGAUAUCACAACUGAGAGCUAAGGAGGACCUGAAAAUGGCAUGCAACAUUCGGGAGGUUCCUGCCCUUGAGAGAGCUAUUCGUAAAGCGAAGAAGGUCAAUGAUGGCAAAGCGAUAGACAUACAGAUUAUCUUGGCAUCUCAACUCCUCAAGCGACUUAAUCGUAUCGAGCGUCUAUCACGGACUGUGCUUCAAAUAAACCAGAACGCUCUCGUGGAGAUGAAAAAGUACAUAACCCCGCCAACCGGUGUCCAUGAAGCUCUGCAUGCCACCUUCCUCAUCCUCGGGGAACAACCUUCUUCGUUGACGACUUGGAAGUCCUGCCAGUCUCUUUUGUUUAAAACGGGGAAAGAAAAUAUAAUGAGGCGAAUAUCCGGAUUUAAUCCGAAGCUCACAUCCAAGGACGUCGCCGCUACAGCAAAGAAAAUUAUCGCGCCCUACUCCGUCGUACAGAUCCGCGACGCCAGCCUCGGUGCUUCCGCUUUCUAUGUGUGGGCCAAGGGCAUGAUCGGUGAGAUUGAAACAACGGGGAGGAGCGGAUCCAGAGCAGAGCAUGCGCGUUCGACUCGGCAGUUAGCGCCUCGUUCUGCUGUUUUACCUGAUGAUGCUAUAGACAGGGCAGACACGAUAGUCCUGAUGAUGUGA